AUGUACGAGCACCGCUCUGCUUUCCACAUGUACAGCUCCGGCAAAGUCCCCUUGGGGCUAAAACGCAAGGGUUUGCGGGUCGUGGUGACUGGCGAGGCCGGGUUCGUUGGGUACCACUUGGUCGACCGUCUGAUGGAGCGAGGCGAUAGCGUGAUCGUAGUCGAUAACUUCUUCACCGGACGGAAAGAGAACCAAGGCAACAGACGGUGGAGAUCUGUUCCUUUCACGCAUCCUUUGACUUUCGAAAACAUCUCCAUGGAAGAAGAUCUCAAAAACAAGGUAAAGUUCGACCUCGAAUCUUUCCUCAAAGGCAAACAGUAUUACCAUCGUCUAGGCCGUGUUUGGAGGCACAACUUUCUCUUGUACAGUCCUUCGGGGACAGGGAAAUCGAGCUUCGUGGCAGCCAUGGCUAACUUCUUGUCCUACGAUGUUUACGACAUCAAUGUCUCCAAGGUCUCAAAAGAUUCGGAUCUGAACUCGUUAUUAUUAGGAACGAUGAGUCGUUCUAUUAUUGUGAUCAAAGAUUUUGAUCGGUUUCUGAUGGAGAAACCAAGGACCAAGAAUUUAUCAAUGAUAAUGAAGUUUAUGGAUGGGAUAUUGAACUCGUGCAUCACUGAAGAGAGAUUGAUGGUGUUCACAAUGAAUAGUAAAGAAUAUUUACUCAUUGACACGACUAUUCUUAGAUCGGGUCAAAUCGAUGUUCAUAUUCAUUUCCCUUUGUGCAAAUUUCUUUAG
Messenger RNA from Quercus lobata, 735 nucleotides. RefSeq names its product AAA-ATPase At2g46620-like. Gene Ontology annotation, molecular function: ATP hydrolysis activity; ATP binding. The transcript has 2 exons. The record is from RefSeq and is a predicted model, not a curated record. Bases 1 to 735 code for a protein of 244 amino acids. Lineage: Eukaryota; Viridiplantae; Streptophyta; Magnoliopsida; Fagales; Fagaceae.